UGCAGGCAGAAGUGUGGAAGAUGUUGUAGAGGACAACCCUGUGACAAGAUAUCUGGAAUAUGUCACUCAGGAUGUCAGCCAGGAUUCACGGGACCGGACUGUAAAAUGGGGUGUGCGAACGGAACAUUCGGCAAAAACUGCUCGUCUGUGUGCGGUCACUGUAAACAAGGAGUUUCCUGUGAUGUGGUCAGCGGGGCGUGUCCUGGAAGCUGUCAGGCUGGUUGGGUUGGGCAAAACUGUGAUCGAGCUUGUGUGGGCGGCUGGUUCGGUGAGAACUGUAGACAGACUUGUGGAAGAUGUGACAGAGGACAACCCUGUGACAAGAUAUCUGGAAUAUGUCACUCAGGAUGUCAGCCAGGAUUCACGGGACCGGACUGUAAAAUGGAAUGCAGGGGCGGAACAUACGGACGAAACUGCUCAUCUAAAUGCGGUCGUUGCAGUGAAGACGUACCAUGUGAUCACGUGACAGGAUCAUGUCCAGGGACUUGCGCAUUGGAGAGUUAUGGCAGCCGUUGUGAUGUCGAUGCCAAGGUUUUGCCUGAAAAGGCGAACUGCGUGAUAAACUGUGGUUCAGACGAAACAAAAGCCGGGAAGAAUUACGGACUGGGCAAUAACAAAGCUGAUGGAUUCAAGAAGACGUUCGCCGAAAUAUGUGUACUCUUUGUUAUCACCUCCCUCGUACUAUUUCUGUGACACGGCCUGGACUUUCAUUGUGGAGGGUAACAGGUGGUUCUGCAUGCUACAAAGAAGGAAACACUUUUCGUUUUCUCAUAAUAUGUUACCGUAUGAAACAAAGUAGAUUUUUUUCCAUAUUUCGGGCACCACCUGACAUGCCGGGUGCCUCAUUUAUUUCCAGUUUGCCUACCUAUAUACAAUGAAACAAAGUAAUAAAUUGCUAAUCAAAAGUAUAUUCAGCCAUUUUUUGAAAUUAUUAUUACAUUAGAUUCAUGAAACCUUUUGGAAUGAAACCGUGAACACUGAAUUAGCAUUAUUACAACGUAUUACUGCAUACCGAAAAACCCCACCAACAGACAUAAUGAUAAUAAACGUUAAAAGGUUGCCUCUUAAGAAGAAAUAGUUUGGUUUUUCGAUGAAACUACCAAGCAAACACAAAAAAUUUGAAAGAGACUACAACAAGAAUGUAAUUAGUAUAUACACUUGACUAUUGUUAUUACAUCCAUCCAGGUAUAAUGAUAAGGGUUACAGUAUGUUUCAAAGUUUUUGUGUUUGUAAGUUAAUAUUUUUAUAGAUAUAAUUUGUUUCAUCUAUAAAAAGGAACUUCUUAUUGUUUAUUAUAUAUGUUGUUUAUAUAGUAAUCGGUCAUAAUAAUACAAAAUCAGUUUUUAAGUUUUCAUUCCAGCGAUUUUCCUCAAAAGUGUAAUGGUUAAAACAAAAAAGGUUGAGAAUAAUUUUGAUUAAGAAUUUAAUAAUACUUACUCUUUUUGCAUUCUAGACACUAACAUGUUGACAUAUUUAAUCAAACAUUUCUAUAAUGGCCAUUCUGCAAAGAAGCAAAAUCAAACUUUUAGGUAAUUAAUAUGUAGAAAAAACAAAAAAAUGUAGAAGAAUGAGGCUUUUUUAAAAUAUUGUUUCUUCUGUGAAUUCAUAAAAAUCUCCUCUGCUGCUCACUUAUUUUCUUCUUCAGCUCUAGUUUGUUUUUUGUGAGGUUUUUUGUUUUGUUUGUACGAAACAAUUAUUUCCAAAUACAUAAAAUAAAACACCAUACUACCAACCUUUUUAUAUAUGUGAAUUGAGUUAAAACAAUGUGAACAUGCGAACAUUUAAAAACGCAGCCUUAUGAACUAUUAUCUUCUAAUACAUGAUAUGGUAGUUAUAUUAUUAUUUUGCGUUAUUGCUCGUCACCUAACAUUUAAGAAUGGUGGUCAUUAUUUAGUAUUGUUUUGAGUAUAUAAUGGUCUUGCAAUUGAUACUGUUCAUUAAACGACACAGCUGUCUAACAUCUGGUCAUAUUAAAUAAUUUUAACUUU
This is a messenger RNA of Gigantopelta aegis, 1988 nucleotides long. Its product is annotated as multiple epidermal growth factor-like domains protein 10. The record is from RefSeq and is a predicted model, not a curated record. Gene Ontology annotation, molecular function: scavenger receptor activity. Bases 106 to 693 code for a protein of 195 amino acids. Lineage: Eukaryota; Metazoa; Mollusca; Gastropoda; Neomphalida; Peltospiridae. The transcript is spliced from 5 exons.